Messenger RNA from Strongylocentrotus purpuratus (purple sea urchin), 1728 nucleotides. It is a transcript of the gene exosc2, whose product is annotated as exosome complex component RRP4. Bases 50 to 925 code for a protein of 291 amino acids. NCBI's taxonomy places the organism in Eukaryota, Metazoa, Echinodermata, Echinoidea, Camarodonta, Strongylocentrotidae. Gene Ontology annotation, biological process: exonucleolytic trimming to generate mature 3'-end of 5.8S rRNA from tricistronic rRNA transcript (SSU-rRNA, 5.8S rRNA, LSU-rRNA); U4 snRNA 3'-end processing; nuclear polyadenylation-dependent rRNA catabolic process. Gene Ontology annotation, cellular component: cytoplasmic exosome (RNase complex); nuclear exosome (RNase complex). Gene Ontology annotation, molecular function: RNA binding. The record is from RefSeq and is a predicted model, not a curated record. The transcript has 8 exons.
UGGUCUGCAUAUUCAGCGUAUGCGUAACUCUUCAAGUUUUUGAAGAAAAAUGGCAAUAUUCAUCACGACCCCACGUAAAAGACAUGUUUGUGAUGAAUUUACAGAACCUCAGCGCUUGGUGACACCGGGAGCGACAAUCACAGCUGAUUCCGACUUCAUGAGAGGUCAUGGAACUUACAUGGAAGAAGAUGAGCUGAUCGCAUCAGUUGCAGGAGUAGUGGAGAAAGUCAACAAACUCAUUAGUGUCAGGCCACUCAAAACAAGAUAUAACGGAGAAGUCGGUGAUGUCAUUGUUGGAAGAAUACAAGAAGUCGGACAGAAGAGAUGGAAGGUGGAUGUCAACUCUCGUCUCAAUGCCAUUCUGAUGCUAUCCGCUGUCAACCUUCCUGGAGGGGAGCUAAGGAAGAGAUCGGCUGAAGAUGAGCUCAAGAUGAGACAGUAUCUCACUGAGGGAGAUCUCAUCAGUGCUGAGGUCCAGUCGGUGUUCUCUGACGGUGCUCUCUCACUACACACAAGGAGUCUCAAGUAUGGAAAGCUGGGGCAGGGCAUCAUGGUCAGAGUGUCGCCCUCUCUCAUCAAGCGACGAAAAACCCACUUCCACAACCUGACGUGUGGAGCUUCCGUCAUCUUGGGUAACAAUGGGUACGUGUGGAUCACCAGAACACCAACAGAAGAAGAGGAGGCACCGGAUGGAGGGUUUGUCCAGAAUCUGCAGCCUGUCUCCGAUGAGGAUCGUAGGGUGUUGGCAAGGUUACGGAACUGCAUCUUAGGUCUAGCUGAUCACAGGAUGAUGCUCUAUGAUACCAGUGUCAUCUAUACCUAUGCUGCCUCAGAAGACUAUCCAGUUGCUGAUCUUCUUAACCCUGAUAUCAUGAAGGAUGUCAUACUGAAGGUGAGACAGCAACUGAAUCAAGAAGCAACGUAAAGUACAUUCCUUCCAAAACAUUUUAGGGUCAGACGCAAACUUGAAAGCGAUACUGUCGGCAGUCUCCAGGGGCAAUGCGUCCUCAUUCGCUUACCCCGGACUUGGUGGAAUUAAUGUACGUACAAAUCUCGAUACCGCCCGCAGCAGAAUUUUGAUGACCGAUGAGAUGAUCACUGGAGAUUGCCUUGUAGACCGGGAGAACGUUCAGUGAGGGAGAUUUAUGAUGAUGAUGAGCUUUCCUUGUGAGUCCUUACAAACUGGAGUGUGUGUGCAUUACAUCGGACCUGUUGGUAAAGUGAAGUCCACUCUCUGUGAUGUAUAACAACAGUUAGGUAAACACCCAAAUGGUGUCAAGUUCUCCAUUAGAUCCCAUGAUUAUGUGUCUUUAAUAGUGCCUUGACAUCUCUGUUUUGUUACUGGAGAGCGUUCGGGUGAGGGUGAUUUAUGAUGAUGAUGAUGAGCUUUCCUCGCGAGUCCUUACUUACUGGAGUGCGUGUGCAUUACAUCAGACCUGUCGGUAAAAGUGAAGUCCACUCUCUGUGAUAUAUAACAACUGUUAGCAGGUAAACACCCAAAUGGUGUCAAAUUCUCCAUGAGAUCCCAUGAUAAUGUGUCUUUGAUAGUGCUUUGACGUCUCUGUUUUGUACCACAACAGAGUGGAUGAUACAGGAGAUAGUCUGGUGCAUUUUAUCCUGUCUUAAUGUCUAGGCCUGUCUUCAUCACCUUGAGAUUGCCAAAUAUCCCGCUAUUUUGACAAUCCCGAUUGGAAAUUAUCCAGUUAAUUUGCGUCUUUAUCAGCCCAA